Perkinsus marinus ATCC 50983 is the source of this 2898-nucleotide messenger RNA. RefSeq names its product interferon-induced guanylate-binding protein, putative. Lineage: Eukaryota; Perkinsozoa; Perkinsida; Perkinsidae. Bases 1 to 2775 code for a protein of 924 amino acids. The record is from RefSeq and is a predicted model, not a curated record. Gene Ontology annotation, molecular function: GTP binding; GTPase activity. The transcript is spliced from 25 exons.
AUGCUUGCGAACGAUAGUUCUUGCUUCCAGUUGUGGAAUACAUCGGUUUAUGCACCGUUCUGUAACAUUGGGAAGGUUGCUCACGAGUUGUCUAUUGCUUUCUGCAUGAGCCAUCAUUGGAAGCUCCUUCGGCUGCUACUCUUCGUGUUUCUGGCUAUCGUAGCUGGCGCGGUUGCUGAGAAGCAGGAUGCACGUGGACAGCCCAAGCCGGAUAAAUUCCCUUUCUUUGUUCCUGUCCAAGUCGUGAAGCCCUCUAAAGAUCACAAUAACCUACAAGUUGUACCAGAGUCUAUAAAUCUCCUUCGAUCCGCAUCACAACGUCGUCCUAUUUCCGUGAUAUCGGUCGUUGGGCCCUACCAUUCUGGCAAGAGCUUCUUAUUGAACUCCCUACUCCAAAAGCCAUCAACAUUCUCUGUUGGUCCUAAGACCUCCCCGCAGACCCUAGGCAUCUGGAUGUGCCGUACAGACCUUAGCGCUCCUGAUGGGUCCGAGAUAUGGCUCAUGGAUUCUGAGGGUUUCUUCGGCCCUCAGGUGACCGAGACUUACGACGCUAAAAUUUUCACAGUAGCCACCCUGCUGGGCAGCCACUUGGUCUACAACACGGUUAAGGUUAUCGAUCAACAAGCGGUGAACCUUUUGGAAAUGUUGGCUCGUCGUGCCCAACUCUUCCGAGUGCGCUCCUUGGCACCCUCUGCAGUAGCUGAGGAUCACGAGAAGAGCGUAGCAGAGGCGUCGGCGGCUGAGAUACCAGUGUUCCUAUCAGCGAAGACCUUCCCACCCCUCACAUGGGUGGUUGAAGAUUUCGUACAGGACAUGGCUGCAUCACAAACUGGUGCUGGAGCCUCAACUAUGACCAACGACUCGGCCAUCGCAACGGAGUGGCUCAAAUCAUACCUGAGCGGAGGAAGCAAGGGCUUUGACGGAUCUGAGGAUUCGUAUGAUGAAUCUGAUCGUGCCUAUCUAGCCCGGCUCUUCCCCUCGUUGACUGUCCAUACGCUCUUUCUUCCGGCUACCACCAAAUCACAGUUGAAGGAUCUCAGCCAAUUGAGUUGGACUGAGCUUACCGAUGAGUUCCGUAAAGAAGUCACAGCCUUGCGCGGGGAGCUCUUCACCACGGUCAGAUCAAAGGAGCUCUAUGAAGAAUCGCCUGAGGAUGAUGAUGUGCUCUCUUCCCCUGAGGACGGUAUGAUGACAGCGGAAGGCUUCGCGAGUGCUUUGAACUUCAUAGUUAAGGCUUUGCAAAAGGGUUUCUUCCCGGAGUUGCCAUCCUUAUGGGCAUCGUGGAGAGCUCAGGUUGGUGAAGUGUCCCUGAAGGACUCAUACGAGCUCUUCGAAGCCACCCUAAGUGAGGGGGUAUCACCCCGGCCCACAGGAGAGGCUGUUUCUGCAGCUGAGUUCGACAAGGCCUCGGCAGAUGCCCGGGACAAGGCGGUGGAGUUCUACACUAACUUGGUUGCGGAUUUUGGCCUACCUACACGUAACGAUGAUCUCGAGAUGAAAAUGCGCGACUCGCAAAGGAAAGCGCACGCCUUAUGGCUGGAACAAGUUCAGAAUUACAUCGCUCGGGUUCGAUCUGAUUUGGUGACGGAUAUCGAGCAGAAGCUCCUGAACAUAUCUUUGCCCUGUGAGCCUGAUACUCUGGAGCAAAUUGGGAGAGAGGCGACUAGUUUCGAGGUUAUCAAGUACGACUGGACGGGCCAGUACCAUCCCUCGAACGCAUUUGACAGAUAUAAAGGAAUAUUGAAGGAGUAUGAACAGCAGCAGCAGCCCCAACAGAAGAGGCUACUGUCCGCCGACUGGAUGGUUGGACGUUUACCUGAGUUCGAUGAGGACCCGGUUCAAGAGUUGACGAAGAGUGCUGAUGCGCUGUUGGUUCGCUUCAAAUACGAGAAUGACAGAGCGAUCUCGAGUUUGAUCCGAGUGGCUCUGGAGACAAGUAUAAACGCGUGUGAUGCCGCUGUUGACGAGGCCAACACUAGGCUGGUCGGAGAUGCGGUCCUGCAGGAUUGGGCUAAGGGUGUUAUGGCUGAGACCAUCGAAUCUUUUACUAAAAGAUGCACCAGAGAGUAUCCCUGGAUUGCCUCCCAGCCUGAGUUCCGUUCGAAUAAGGCAUUGUUGAUACAGGAAGUGAAGGAUCGUAUUGAUACCUGUACAUCGAAACAUGCAGUCCGACUCGCUGAGCAUUUGAGGCAAGAGGUUGAGACACUGAUGGGGGAGUAUAGAGCGGAGAAGAGGAAGCUUGAGAUGACCGCAUUGCCGGCUGAUGAGGCUGUUCUUAGACGGGACCACACUGCUAUCACUCAGGAUGUGUUGGACCGGUUCGACAGCGAUGAGGAAGCGGUCGCCGAUUCGGCUGCAUAUAAGGACUUCCGCUCGCAGCUGGACCAUAGUAUGGGGACGGAGUGGGACAGACUACGCAAGAAGAAUAUCGAGCUAUGGAAGGUUUAUUCCGAUGAUGCUACUGCAUGUGCUCUUGAGAUGAACCGGAAAUAUGUGAAGGAGUCCUGUCCCCAAGGGUGGAUGUGCUUGUUCAAGCUGUGGCCGACUUCUCAUGCUGGGCGUGUUAAGGCUAAUCUGGACGAGUGUUUCGAAACCAAGUCGAGUGUGAAGAUGCCGAUCUCGAUGCGUCAGGCCGUAUUUGAUAGCUGGUAUGAGAAGGAGUUGGGCAAAGAGGCCGCUGAGGUGAGACAGAAUCUGAUGGUACUCCUCUUCACGCUGACUCUGCCUGUGGUUUGGAUAAGUUGGUUGACGACCCGAUCCCGAAAAAUAUUAUGAUGAUGAUUGUUAGUUGUAGUAGAAUAAUGUUGCCAAUGAAAUGCCGAGGAGUCUACUAUUAUAUUCGCGAGUAACAAUAUGGAUCAUUCACUGUGUGCCUCCUCUCUCACGCGGAGUUUCAGC